AUGGCUGCAGGCACGGGUGGAAAGUCCGGUCCUACCACGAACCAGAAGAGCGAAGCGCGGAAACCGGUGUCGCAGUCCGUGCGUGCUGGUCUCCAGUUCCCUGUCGGCCGUAUCCACCGUCACCUCAAGAAGCGCUCGCAGAACAGCAUCCGUGUGGGUGCCAAGGCCGCUGUGUACACCAGCGCGAUCCUUGAGUACCUCACUGCCGAGGUGCUCGAGCUUGCCGGCAACGCGUCCAAGGACCUGCGUGUGAAGCGUAUUACCCCGCGCCACCUGCAGCUUGCUAUCCGUGGCGACGAGGAGCUCGACUCGCUCAUUCGCGCGACGAUCGCGGGUGGUGGUGUGCUGCCGUAUAUUCACAAGUCGCUGAUCAAGAACCAAGGCAAGACCAACACCAAGAAGGGUGCGGCCACUUCGGAGUAG
This is a messenger RNA of Malassezia japonica, 423 nucleotides long. RefSeq names its product histone H2A.Z (gene HTZ1). Gene Ontology annotation, molecular function: protein heterodimerization activity; structural constituent of chromatin; DNA binding. Gene Ontology annotation, biological process: heterochromatin formation. The transcript has 4 exons. Gene Ontology annotation, cellular component: nucleosome; chromatin. Bases 1 to 423 code for a protein of 140 amino acids. Lineage: Eukaryota; Fungi; Basidiomycota; Malasseziomycetes; Malasseziales; Malasseziaceae. The record is from RefSeq and is a predicted model, not a curated record.